Linnemannia hyalina is the source of this 1269-nucleotide messenger RNA. The record is from the annotation of a GenBank genome assembly. NCBI's taxonomy places the organism in Eukaryota, Fungi, Mortierellomycota, Mortierellomycetes, Mortierellales, Mortierellaceae.
AUGCUUCCAUUACUCCUUGUCAUCAGCGUUGUAUUCACGUACUCGAUUGCAUGGCUGUUGUAUUGGUCGAGAGCUGGGCCUUUCAGUUUCUCUAAGCUGCCAUUGGACCCUCGGAGGGUGUGGAAACUGAACAAGGUCGUCUUCUCGGUCAUUGUCGGUGAUCUCGACUUGAUCCCCGUCGGCCUGGCCCUUGUUAGAUACCGUUACUUUACCAUGCGUGGAUCCAAUGACUUUAUUACGGAUGUGCAUUAUAACCCAAGGAGACCCAACAACAAGAUGGAUAUCUAUAUCCCAGAGGGAGCUGUUCGCUCGUCUGACGUCAAGGCAUAUCAGGGAGACAUGGACUCGGAUGACAAUGCGGCAUUGAAGCCAGUCGUUGUUUUCAUCUAUGGAGGCGCAUGGUCGGCAGGAUCCAGAUGGACAUACACUCUGAUCGGAGCUCGUCUAAGAUCCAUGGGCUAUGUGGUCUUCUUGCCCGACUACUCGAUCCACCCCCAAGGACAUAUUAGAGAGAUGGAGCAGGAUGUCAAGAUGGCCAUUCAAUGGACUCAUAACAACUGCAGGAGCUAUGGAGGUGACCCCCAGCAGCUUUAUCUCAUGGGCCACUCGGCUGGUGCUCAACUCUGUGCGCUCACGGUUCUCAAUGAUAGCAUCCGUCGGAUCCCAACCUCAUUGUUGGGCUCUUCCCCCGCCGCCAUUACCACAUCGCCAAUUUUGACAUCCAUUUUGACAGAGAGGAAGGACGAUCGACAUAGCGGAGUGUUGCCAAGGAUCCGAGGAAUGAUUCUCUGCUCGGGCGUGUACGAUAUCGGCGAGCACUACAAGCACGAGUCAAUGCGAGGCGUUGAAGAGAUCUCGGCCAUGGCUAGAGUCAUGGGCAGCAGUGAGCUCACCUUCCGUCAACACUCGCCCACAAUCAUCCUCCAGGAAUUGCUCCAGGUUUCCACAGGAAUCGAUCCCAAAUACCCGACCGAAUCACAGACUCGCCACCAACAUCUCCUUCGUCAUUUGAAGUCGCUCAUGCCGAUCGAGACGAUUGUGAUCCAUGGCGACAAGGAUCUGACGGUCCCUUGGAAAUCUUCGUCUGAAUUCUACAUGGAACUCAAGACACUUCAGUUGGGUGCUGGCGCUAGAUUGAGGAUGAUGACCGGCAUGGGCCACGCUGAACCUGUUGUUGCCCUGAUGCCCAGCUUCCUCAACAAUCCCUUUAAGAAGCCAUUGUUGUCCGAAAUCUCCCAAUUCAUUGAUGGCAACCGGACAUUACAAUAG